AUGAAGAUAGCAAACGAUUCUGAUUGCACUCCCGAAAGGAGAUUAAAUUCCCUGUUGCAAGAGAAUGAAUUCAACACACAAUUCAAUACAACUAAGUCCACUAAAAGUGUUCAAAGGUUGGACAAUUCUUAUGAUUCCAAUGAAACAUUUCCUAAUUAUGAUAAUUUUGCUGAUUCAUGUGGAAUUAUUGAUAAUAGUGACGAAUCAUUUGUUGAAAUUAACUAUCAUGAUGAACAUGUUGAAGUCCAUAAUAGUGACUCUACUAUCUACAGCGAAGUACAAUCAUAUAAUCCUGUAGAAGACACAUCACCUACGAUCUAUAGCUAUAGACACAGAAAAAAAUCUAUCUUCUCAAGUUUAUUUAAAUUACUGAAAGAAGUAGAUGCGGAAUAUGAAAGGGCAAUAUACAAUACACUGAAGAAUAAUGUACCUCAUUAUAUUCAAGUCCUGUACAUUUUUUACAAAUACGAUAAUUGCAAAUACUUGACUGUAUUAUUUUAA
This is a messenger RNA of Plasmodium inui San Antonio 1, 501 nucleotides long. RefSeq lists its product as hypothetical. NCBI's taxonomy places the organism in Eukaryota, Apicomplexa, Aconoidasida, Haemosporida, Plasmodiidae. The record is from RefSeq and is a predicted model, not a curated record. The transcript is spliced from 2 exons. The coding region runs from base 1 to 501 and encodes 166 amino acids.